Molecule: messenger RNA, 1969 nt
Organism: Acaromyces ingoldii
Lineage: Eukaryota; Fungi; Basidiomycota; Exobasidiomycetes; Exobasidiales; Cryptobasidiaceae
Exons: 5
Coding region: 1-1725 (574 amino acids)
Source: RefSeq, a predicted model, not a curated record
AUGCGACUCUCCUUUCUGCCUCCGGCCUUCAUGGCCUUUCUGGCUCUCCUCGUGGUGGUCGAGGCCAAUGAAGCCCUUGAUGUCCGCGCUACUUCCAAGCGACCGUCGAUCGUGUCCGGCAACCGCAAGAGCCACCCGCAAAAGAUGAUGGCCACGACCUGCUCGCGAUUCCGCGAUGCCUGCGUCAAGGCUGCUCUCGCUGGGAAAAGUACCGGCAAGCACGCCAUCGUCUACGAUUGCUACAAAAAGGCGCCCAAGAAUACGCAGUACCACUUCAACUGCCACAUUGGGCGCAAGGACUACACCCAAAAGGCCUUGCGCAAAUUCUCGGGCGGCACGACCUCGACGAGCUACACUGCUGUAUCGACCACGACGAAGACCGUUUCGACAGAGACGGACCUGACGUCGACGACUGCGACUUUCUCCAGCACGCAGACGGACACAGAGACGGCCACAACGACUGACGAGUUUAACACGACGACGACGACGACUGUUGAUGAAACUGCCACGGUGCCCGAGACGACGGUUGAGAGUACUACAGAGCAAAUAUCGCCAAUCGCCAGCUUCACCAUCACCGAGACGUCGACGCUGUCGGUGCCCACUACGAUUGUGCUGACUAACACGGUGACGACGACGUCAACCUCGACGUCCUAUUCCAGUGUUGGUGACAUCUUCCCCGUCAUCGACUAUCAAAUCGCGACGACGAGCCCGGCGCGCCGAGCAUCUCGUCUUGACGGCAGCAGCUUCUGCAAGGCCUACUCAAGCGCUUGCAGCCGUCAAUGCGCUCGCGUCAACUCUACGCCCAAGCACCAGGUGUGCCAGCAGAAGUCCGGCGGCCGCGUCUCGCUUUCGUGCGUGUGCAAGAACAAAACGCUCGAGACACAACACGCCCUGGCCGAUAUUGGUGAUGACCAGCACGUCUCGGUCGUCUCGACGAUUGCCACUUCGUCUGCUACGGCUACCGUCACAAGCACCGUGGUCAUUCCCACGACCGUCGUUGCCACCGAGACGACGACUUCUACGUCGCAUGUUCCCGUCACGUCGACAGUUGUCUCCACCGUCACGAGCACCGGCACUGUCACGGCCACGUCCACAAGCAGCACGACUUCAACGGCCUCGGAGACUGCCACUGUCACUGUGCCCGUCGAGACCACGACGGUAACCGAGACGGCGACGGCGGUUGCUUCGACAAUCGUGGUGAUUGCUCCGACAGGUGUGGUGAAGGCGACCUACACCAACGGAGAGCAGCCUCGCUACGUCUCCCGACAAGAUACGACGAACCGCGGUCUCAACACACUUGUCCUGGACAGUGCCCAAGCUGAGCCCGUCAUGAUGGUCUACGAUGCGCCCACGAACACGUAUGCGCUGCAGUACGUCACUGGUGGCCUCUACCUCUCUUGCGAAGUUGGAACGACAAUGACCACGGGCACCUACGGCUUCUUCGUAUCCGCCGCCGGUCGUGAUGCGGGUCCUUCUGGCGGAGCCGGACCGUGGCAAGGUCGCCCCUACGAGAGCUACUGCUUCUCCGUCGCGGCCAACUCGAUCACGCAGGCCACCAUUCCGAUCCAGGCCGUCUGGAUUCAGCCCGACGGCACUAAGUUCAAUCCCGUCUACAUUUCUGACAAUUACGAGGACCCCAACCGGUACAUCAUCGUGGCCGGUAUGGAUGGCCAAUUUGGUACGGACUUGCCGACGGUCACCAUGGCCCUGAUCCCGCAGGCUUGAAGGCACGCAUCUUCUAUCGCUCCACAUCACUAGUCACUAUCCUGUCUUCACAUGUCCAUCUCUCGCAACCGCAGAUUAAUCGAUCGCUUGCCCAUUUUACCGUUUCGCUCCUUCGAUGUCUGUGUCUGUAAGGAGGUAAACAUAUAACCGUGAUCCUACUCGUACUCGACGUCAAGGCGACUAAAAGGACCUUUGGUGGUGUGUCUUUUUAGCCUUGAUUGUGCGGCGACUGAAGAUGUCGGGG